AUGACCAUGAAGGUCGAUGGGCUGGAGGUCGCAAUCACUGCGAACCUGUUCCAGGCACUAUGGACAUUGUCUGCUCCAGGAGUUCUCAGUGGACCUGUGUGGGUGGACGCUGUCUGCAUCAACCAGGUAGACACCCUGGGGCGCAGCAAGCAAGUGGCGCUGAUGAGAUCAGUGUUCGGCCAGGCUCGAGUUGUGCACAUCUAUCUGGGUUCCGACCGCGAAUCUACGGCCGAAGCUUUUCGGGCUUUCAAGGAUCUGGCGAGUGGCACCUCUGUCAACAGCGUGGUAGAAGAACAGCGAGUUGACGCCGUAAGCAUGUUCAACCUUCUUGCUCACCCGUGGUGGGACAGGCUCUGGGUUUUGCAAGAAGUCGCACUGGCGAAGCAUCCUAUCCUUCACUGCGGCGAUUCGACAAUAGAUUUCUGGACUUUGAUUGAUGGCUUCACCAAGAUCCGACAAUCCAUUGUACUUGAGGGCCUCUUCUGUAACGAUACCGAACCUUUUGACCCUGCCCAAGACCGGUUUUACAGACUAGACUCCGUCGUCCAUGUGUAUCAGAUACUGCGAACGCCAGGGCUGCCUCCAGACAUCCUGAUGAAUGUCGCGAAUGGUCUCAGGUGCUCUGACGAACGCGACAGGGUUUAUGGGUUGCUAGGGCUCAUGGGCGAUACCAUCACGCUUCUGCCCGAUUACUCUUUCGACGAAGGACAAAUCCGGGCGGAUGCUACCUUCGCUAUCAUGCAGUCGACGCUUAGCGUGCGAGUCCUGAGAUUGGUCGAUUCCCCUAGCUCUGCGGGCGCCUCCUGGAUCCCAUCCUACUACCGUAGCAACAAUCUCAUUGGAAUGCACGAUGUGGCCUACGGCCCAAAUGACGAUACUCACUACGGAGCAUUCGUCCUGGAGCGUCGGAUUGGCGACCACUUGUGCCUCAAUGCACUCCUCGUUGAUACGGUAGACAUGGUUUCGAGUGCCGUUCAUGGCUAUUACGCUUACGGCUGGGAAUUGUCGCACGGUCGUAACACGUUGAGGAAGUGGCUCGCUGCAGCGGAGGAGUCGUUCCGAGGUCAGGAAGCAGGUCGUGGACAACUUGUCUACCCUCGCGAACAGUCCACACAAACCCGCCUGCAACGAGAUUUCUGGCAGACCGUGCUGUGCGGGGGCUUGUAUAGUGUCAUUGCCAAUGAUCGCACCCAUGAUCUUGCUGCUAUGAUCUCUCAGUACCAGGAAUGGCUAGAGGACGAAGCCAUGAUUCUAGAUGGCUACCUUGCCAGACAACUAGACCGACUCUUAGUCGAUGCCAGUUUCUUCGUAACAGAACAUGGUCGCAUGGGCAUGACUCGCUCGGAACCAUCGAAAGGUAACCUAGUGGCACUCCUAGUUGGGGAUGAUAUUCCGUAUCUUGUAGAUCGCUCGGAAAGCGAGGACAGAAGAGAGUCAACUUCCUCGAACACGGAAGCUAUGCUCACGUCUUCAUCGUUCGUUGACAGUCGAGAAGAGCUCUAUCGACUCAAAGGAACAUGCUUUAUCCAUGGAUUGAUGCAUGGCGAGGGAAUCGAAGAAGCACUGGUCUGGCGUCAGCAAGAAGACUCGGAAGCUACAUACGGUGAUCUGUGGAGUCCGACCUGGUUUCACUGA
Messenger RNA from Fulvia fulva, 1635 nucleotides. RefSeq names its product Heterokaryon incompatibility protein 6, OR allele. The record is from RefSeq and is a predicted model, not a curated record. The transcript is spliced from 2 exons. NCBI's taxonomy places the organism in Eukaryota, Fungi, Ascomycota, Dothideomycetes, Mycosphaerellales, Mycosphaerellaceae. Bases 1 to 1635 code for a protein of 544 amino acids.